AAGAAGAAGUAACUAGCAGCCAGAUCAGAGUCGAGCAACGUUACAAGUGUAGGAGGGAAACUAUAACGUAAGCUAACCGUGGAUGCCACGAUAAACGGAUAUUUUUUAAGCAAAGGCCACAUUGAAGAGGCAAACAUGAGCGGUUUUACCAGACCCGACAGACACAGGACACCGUCAUUCACCCGGGCAACACACCUUGGAGCAUCCAAGUCUGACCUAGAGAGAGAUUCAGGCUUCUCAGAUGCCAGCUCUGAGUACCUCAGUGCAGUUGAUCUGACUGACUCUGAAGAUGCAGGAAGGAAUGGGUCGAUAGUCGGCCAGGACCCAGCUGGUCCGCAGGUGGCUGUGAUGGGCGGCUCAUAUGCUGGACUCUCUCCAAUGAUCAUCAUGAAUAACUUUGUCUUAAAGCAGCCUUCCCAGAUGGCUCCAGCAGAGAAACAGUGGGGCUUUCCUUCACCAUUGGAAGUGAUGCCCCAGUCACAGGUGGUUCUUCUUCAACCCAUGGUAUCAAAUGGUAGCAACAGCGCUCCAAAGACUGGCUCUGAAAAUGUCCGACAAUCCAAAAGCUACAUGCCCAUCCUCAAGUCAUAUCCCAGAAUCGCCCCACACCCAGCGGACCUGCCCUCUAAGAGGAUGGGAUCCUCCAAGGUGAGGGUGAGUUCAAUGUCAGGAUAUGACCAGCGACAGAGAAGGCACCACCAUAGCCACAGACUCUACAGCUCCCCCAGCCCACAGCCAGCACUGCAGCCUACCGUCAAGCCCAUCUCCAACUUCGAAGCAGCAAACAACCAGUUACAAUCAGCUGAGGGUCAGGAGCAACUCAGUGACAGGUCUCUCUCCCUGCUGGCAGGGACCAGCUCUCUGAUCCCCUACACAGAUGAAUACAGGACAGAUAUUGACAGCAACAGGAUGGAUGUUGACCAGGACGACGCCCUCUCAGUGGACACUAACAAACUGAAACGUUUCAGCAAUACCUACAACAUUCUCAACAAAUCCGGCUUGCUGGGGAUCACCAUGCGCACAAAGCAGCUGAUCAAGGAGAAUAAGCGCACCCAAGGUGAACUGCAGCAGCUUCAGGAGCAGACGGCUCUGCUGCUGGAGGCUCUGAGCAGCGGAGACCCGCAGCUCUGGACUAAACUGCAGCUCUCUCUGCAGCACACAGACAAGGAGCAGUGUGGAGCGAAAGCUCAGAGUGUGCCUACCUAAUAUAUCGAGGGACAUGACCAGCGGUUCUCAAUCAGUGAGUCACAAGAUGAUUUAUUGAAUGUGAAAAUCUUUGUAGUAACAGUUUACUUGGUGUGAAACAGUAUUUAUAGCAUUAUAACUAAACAAACAAUAAUUUUAAACUAAACAAAACUAUAAACUUUCAUGCUUUUAUCAGGACAGCACAAAUCAUCUCAAUAUUCAGAACUGCUGGUCUGGCGUAAAGCCGAAGCACACGGUAAUAGGGAGUGGCAGUUAAGAAGCAUGCUUACAUCUAAAACCCUUGCCUAUAAUGAAUUUUCUUGCCUCUGCUAUUUCAAAAUCGCAAGUAUGACUUGCAAUAGGGCUAUGGCUUCUAUAUGUUGAACUCCUAAUUGCAUAACGCAUGUAUACAUCACAUGUGAGGGCACAUGGGGUUAACUCCUCAUACAUUCCCUGAAUGUGACGGCUUCAGAGAAAAUGGAAGCAAAAGUUUUACUUUAUGAAUCAAAUAGAAAACCUGGUGUGGAUAUAUGUAGCCUGUGAUUCAGUUUCCUUGUUACUGAGAUCUUGGAUUGACAGGACAGUGUCUUGUCCAUUUUUUAAAAUAUACUUUGUUUUUAUAUCGGUUCAUAAAUGAAAGUGGAUGAGAAGAUGCCUCUUUUGUGAAGAAGUGUAAAUACGAACAUCUUCUCUUCUGAAACAGCAGCUGGGUAGCUCACAGUCAGAGUUCAGAGCGCUGGCACAACCGUAACAUUUUGUUUGUUUUUUGUAAUUUCUGACUUGGUGUCAGUAUUAUUUAUUUGUAAUAAUGUUCCUGACCAAGACUAAAGCUGUGUGAAUAAUACAAACAAAUCAGGCACAUAUAACAAGUUUGCCAAUUCACUGGUGAAGCAAGUUCCUUUUUUUUUUUUUUAAAGAUAUCUUUUAGGAACUACGUAAGCAUUUGCAAGAGCUUAAACUGUAGCAAGUGAAGUGCUGUAGCCUAUAUUUUUCUCUUGACUUUGCAUAUGUUGCUGCCAUGUUCAUUUCUGCUGUUUCAGCUUAGUGUCACGUGUUAAUUAAAAAUUCAAGGAACUCAAGGCAGAGAAAUGACAGCUAGUUUAAUAUUACAGACUCUUGCACUUUAGAUUUAAGAUUACCGACACCUUUUUUAGACAGAUGUUACAACUUGUAGCUAUCCUGAAAUGAGUGUUCUGUUUCAAUGAAACAAUGUGAAUAUAAAUGUUAAUCUGGAUGCCUGUGCCUUUUUGAAUAUGUUCAUGUUUGCACCUUAUGUCGAUGCUUCAGCAGCUUAGAUUGUGAGCUUCAUGUAGAAGAAAGUUAAAUGUCCUCAAAGGUCUCCAAAGAGUUAAUAUUCUUCUCUGAAACAAAAUUUGGAAAAAAUAACAAGACAAGUUAAGAUUAAAAUGGUUCUGUUUUACAUGUUUAGGUUAACUGUUGUAUUAUUUAUUUUAGUAACAAUAUGCUACUGUUACAUUAUUUUCUUAUCGUUAAUAGUUAUUAAACUAAGAAAUAAUCCUAAUAGCCUUGGUUUUAAAAAAAGGGGUUACAGACGUUAUUUAAGAUUACUUUUCAGAGAUUGUUGUUUUCCUGUUAUUGUGAAAAGCGCUUUCUGUGUCAUUUCUUUAGCAAAUGUCACUUUGACUAAUAAUGAACUGUCAUAAAACUCUGU
Epinephelus fuscoguttatus (brown-marbled grouper) is the source of this 2857-nucleotide messenger RNA. It is a transcript of the gene cipca, whose product is annotated as CLOCK-interacting pacemaker a. The transcript has 4 exons. NCBI's taxonomy places the organism in Eukaryota, Metazoa, Chordata, Actinopteri, Perciformes, Serranidae. Gene Ontology annotation, biological process: negative regulation of circadian rhythm; negative regulation of DNA-templated transcription. The record is from RefSeq and is a predicted model, not a curated record. The coding region runs from base 136 to 1206 and encodes 356 amino acids. Gene Ontology annotation, cellular component: nucleus.